Molecule: messenger RNA, 3023 nt
Organism: Moneuplotes crassus
Lineage: Eukaryota; Ciliophora; Spirotrichea; Euplotida; Euplotidae
Source: the annotation of a GenBank genome assembly
GGUAUCAGUAUCUUUCUCUUAUCCAUAAUGGCUGUUACAGCCAAUGUAUGCCAGAACGACGCCCAGACAGCUGGAUCUCCACUCUCUGGGAGUUUCGGAAUGGUCGGAAUGGUCGGAAUUACCAACCUCUAUCUCUACGAUAUUUUGGAAGACCAGGGCAAUGAAUUACUCUACUUUAUCGGGUAUUUUAGCCAAACUGUUCCAUACGACACAAUAAUCUACAAGUCAGACCCUGACCUGGCGAAAGUGCAAGUUAUGACUUAUGCUAUUUUCUGCAACUACCUUUCCUACACCAUGUCUCCGAGCAAAGACUUCAUCUACAUUCCAGACUUGACAACAGGGAAGAUAUAUGAAAUCAGGACUUCAGACCUGGUUAUCUCCAGAGAGUUAGCAGUUAGCCCUGACUCAAUUACUUCUGAUUCAAACAUAGAAAUGAACAAUGCCUUUUAUUUAAGCUUCAUUUCUAGCUUAAUCAUGCACACUUGAAGAUGGGACAUGUCAAGCCCCAAUCUUGACUGAUUCACUUUUGGAGUUAACAAGCAUACCAACUUUGCUCCGGUCAGUGAAGAACUGUUAUUCUUUGGAUCAACUGACACAGUAGCUGACCAAUACUACCUGAUGAGCUACAACUUCUCCUCAUCCAUCCCUGUCUGGAAGAAGAGCAUUGCCUGUCCCACUUCGGGUUGAGGGAGUAAAUUCAGCACCUCCAUUCUGAGCAGAGAUGAAGAGUGGAUUUACACAAUGGUAUUGUACGAUGACAACUUUAUUUUCCACAAACUCAACAUCUCUUAUGGGAGUCCCCAAAGUUCCGGACUGAUUUGGAACGACAGUGGGUAUAUUCAUUGUUACUGAAUGAAAGAGUUCAGUGAGUUCGUUGCCAUCCAGAUUACCAGUUCCUCAUUGGCAAACAUCAAAAGGUUAAUUCUAGUGAACUCCUCGAUCUCAAAAGUUGUGAAGGAAUUCAAAUCGGUAGACUCAGUGGCUUAUGGAUUUGGAAGGUUAUUAUAUAAAGGUGAAGAGUUAAUGUAUCAUUCUGGAAGAAUAAAUACCAAUUACACAUUCUUCUUUGCAAGAUCACCCACAAAUAACAUCGAACAGCUUUCUGAAUUUGAAGAAGACACUCCUCUGUUCAGCCCAAUUACCACUAAUUAUCAGGUUUCGUCAACAACAUCAAACCCAAGUCUCACAACAAGCACGAAGACUAUUACUGUCUCAAUCUCACCCUCCAUCACGACCACUGAUAUCACACCAUCAAUUAAUCCUCCUUUCACCAGGUACGUGGCCUUGUGGAAUCAAGAUCACAUCCAGACUGUUCAGAGUAACUCAUCGGUGAAAUUGGAAUUCACCUGGGCCUGAGCUCAAUCAAUGAAUUUCACUGAUAUCAGCUUCAGUCUGGUCCAGACUGGCUCCAAUGCUAUACCUGAGUGGAUAAAGUUGGAUGCAAACAAUCUAGAACUGCACCUCAAUUCCACUCCCAAACUGACAAAUGAGAAGACUUUUUAUUUUUCGCUACAAAUCUCCUUCGACAGUGAAGUUCAUUACAAGAAGUUUGAGAUCACUGUAGAAGAAUGAUCCAUUAAGAAUUGAGAGCUAUGAGCACUAGGGCACCCUAAUAUUUGAGAGGCCUGAUCAGAUGGCUAUCAAAGCUCUGGUGAUCAGGCAUCUUGUAAUAAAGUCACUGCUAUAGCUAGAACCACUGAAGUUGCAACUGCUUUUGUUAUGUUAGGAAUUGCUCUUUCUAGUGCUUCAUCUAUCCUAUCAUUAUCAUCUAUUAACUCAAUGUUUAGCAUCAUGAACAGCCUACAACUGGCAAUAUUGCUACCUCUAGUUCCUGACUACUUCUCACCCAAAGUUUUAGCAUUUUUGAGCGAGAUGGGCUUCACAAUGCUCUCAUUCGAUUUCAUAAAGUUCAAGGAUAUUCCUUUUGUUGAAGAACUUACUGACUGGGUAUCAUAUCCUCAAUCUGAUGGGUAUUUGAACAGCCUUGGCAUGAGGUCUGGCAGUUCAGUUGUUAACUAUUUAUCCCUCAUGGUUAUUAUUAUGCUAAUCGGGGCCACUAACAUUGGUGUAUUUUUAUGAUAUAGGUCAACAGAAAACUCAAAUAAUAGAAAAUGAAAGAAAUUUACCAAGAAGCUGUUCAAGUUCUUCACAUUUAAUAUCUACAUAAGGAUAUUCAUACAAGCAUUUGUAUUUACAACUCUAUCAAUAUUUUCAGAGCUAUACAACCUCAAUCUUGAUACAAUAAUCACAAUAGUAUCGUUUGGGUUCUGUGUCAUGUUCUGACUGUGCACAAGCGUGUUGUUUAUUCUGUCAUUCAUCAUGUAUUACUUAUCAUUUCCUCAGUUAGACAAAGAAAAGUAUUGGCUAUGAAUUGAGUAUUUUAACGGGGUCAAGCCAACAAAAUAUUCGAAGCUCUAUUCUAGCAUGUUUAUGCUGAUGAGAGUAUUACUUACUUCAUUGCUCAUAUUUGGGCAAUCUGCUCGUUCGUAUGACAGAGCAACUUGCUUCUAUUUAGUCAACAUUGCUUACUGUCUUUAUUUAAUUAUUGUAAGACCAUUGGAGAAUCCUCAAGACAAUAUCAUAGAAAUCAUAAACCAAACUCUGUUCUGUAGUAUGGCAGUCCUGUUAUUAUGGCUAAACACAAAGGAAGCCUGGACUCCAUUCUAUGAGGGACUUUAUACAACUAUAUUCAUGGGUUCUCCAACUAUUGGAAGCUUUAUAUGAUUAUCAUUCUUAAUAAAGUCAAUAGUAAUUCGCAUAAAAAAAUGGAAAGCUAAGAAUAAGCAGCAAAUUAUUGCUCCCAAAGAGCCCUCUUGUCGUAAUAGAGAACCUCAGCGCCUUAAUCACCAUAACCCGAGUCCCUCUCCAAGUAUCAACAACCAGUCCUCAAGCAUGAGCAGAAGCAACGUUCCCAUUGCAUCUCAUCAAGCCUCUAAGAAUCAACCUCCCAAACCAUCUUACUCCAGAAGGAUUACUUUGUCUAGCAAACUGAAUAACUUAAGAUAAUUGAAUUAAUGAUAUCU